AUGUUUACUCCUUUAGAUUUCACGUCCAUUUCUCGACCAGAGAUCUCUGAAUCUCUGGUUGGGAUGUUCAAAGGCACAGUCCAGCGAUUCUCGGAUCGAAUCGCCAUCGAAGACUGGUCAGGUACUCCACCGACGAAACAACAAUAUUCAUACGCUGAGCUUGACAACGCCUCGGAUCAUCUUGCGAAAACACUUCAAGCCAAUGGAAUUCACCGAGGAUGUCUGGUUCCGAUUCUCACCACACGAUCGAUGCCAAUGGUCAUUGCCGUCUUAGGCCGUGGGGGGGCCGACCGUAUUGAAGUCACUUUGAAGACUGUCGGUGCUGCCAAAGUUCUUUGCACUGAGGCGUCAAGUGCCAUUCCCCCUGAAUAUGAAGUUAUUCAGUUUCUUGCAACAGAUGCUGUGUGGACUCCGGCGCACGAUCCGAGCUCCCUUGAUUCACCAACACCCGAUGAUUUGGCGUACAUCAUCUUCACAUCGGGCUCAACCGGAAGGCCGAAAGGUGUAAAAGUUGCACACCGUUCGAUGGUGGCAUACGCCCAUGAGAAUGGCGCUGGCUCGCCACUAAAAUUCGUCGUGACAGCCGAGUCACAAAGAAUUAUUUUAGGUGGCGAGAAGGCCCCUGACACUCUCAUUGAAGCUUGGUCCGCCCCAGGACGCAAAAUAUUCAACGCAUAUGGACCUACCGAAGCUACCUGCGUCACACUAAUGGCAGAGCUUGUCGUUGGUCAGCCGCAGACUCUCGGAUUCGCUCUCCGUGGAGCAUUCGUGAUCCUACGGGAUGAAAAUGGCGACGAGGCUGAUGCUGGAGAGAUUUGUAUUGGCGGUACAGGAGUUGCCCUUGGGUACUUCCAAGACGAGGCUCGAACAGAACAAUCAUUUAUUACAUACCGUGGAGAAAGACUGUAUUGCACGGGAGACUACGGUCGUAUGUCUUUUGCAGGUGUUGUGUUCGCCGGUCGCAAAGACAGUCUUGUCAAGAACCGGGGAUUUCUCAUCAAUCUUGAGACAGAGGUUGAGCCACUGCUGCUGGACAUUCCGGCCGUUGAAAUCGGCAUCGCUGUAUCAGUUGAAACUCGCCUCUAUGCAUUUGUCUGCCCAGCCUCCACCGCAAUAGGCCUGCGUGACGAUUUGCUGAAAGCAGGUAAAUCUCCCUUCCUGGUACCUGAUAGGAUCGUCGGCAUGGACAACCUGCCCCUGACCAGCAAUGGUAAAAUCGACCGCAAGGAACUCAUAGCGCUCUUGGAUACAUCAAAUUCUCCGACUGUCAAACCAGAUCCACAUGAAGAGCUUGGACCAGAAGAAGCUGUGUCAAAAGCGUUUUCGGUUGCUUUGAAACUCCCAGAGUCACAAAUCACUCCAGUGUCUUCUUUCAGGCAGCUAGGAGGUAGCUCCUUAGCAGCUGUUUCUGUGGUUACAACAAUAAAGCGCUAUUCAUUUGCUACCAGCCUAUCUCAAAUUUUCCAAAUGGAUACUGUUGCCGCGAUAAGCCAAAGUUUGACUAGAAUUGGACAGGGCCAGCCGCAACCAAAGUUGGAUAUCGCUCGACAGGAGCUAUGGAAGUCGGUCAAUGAUACGCUUCAAACAGAAACAGACGGGAUAGUUGAUGUUGCACCAAUGACAGACUUGCAAAUGCGAAUGAUCCACGGGACUUUACAAGAUCGCUCGGCCAACUACUUAAGACUGGGAAUAUCCUUUGCCCAUGGAUCACUAUCAAAACUCAAACGCUCCUGGCUGUGCGCUCUUGCGGCGCAUAGUUCACUUCGUACAACAUUCCUGCUUCUAGGUGAGCGGGGCGCACAACUUAUCCAUCAACAGGUUGAUCCAAGUUGGGAGGAACUGCCAGUUCAAGAAUUACCCACUGAGGAAGAAUGGCGCAAUUUACAAUAUCUGUCUACCGAGGAAACUUUAUCGACUCCGUCCUACCCGCAUAUUAAACCAUUCAUCGGAUUUCGAGUCUAUUCUGCACCUCAUGGGGCCACUUUAGUCACCUUAACCAUACACCACAGCCUGAUAGAUGGGUGGUCGGCAGUGAACUUGAUCGAGUCCUUCUCUCAGGCAGCCGAUGGCUGUUUACCAUCUCUCCCGCGACCAGAGUUUCAUCAAUUCAUCAAGACCAUUGACCAAUCUCAUUUUCUAGUCAAGGAGAAGGCACAAGCCUUCUGGAAAGAGAAUCUAGGCAAUCUAGAUCCUAUUCCUCGUCUGACAUUACCUGUCCCGUCCACUCCCAACUCGCCGGCAAAGAGAAAAGAGGUCUGUGUCUCACUGGGCACCACAUCCGCGAAGCUGGAAAGCCAAUCUUUGCGUGCCAGAGUAACUCCUGCCGUGUUUCUAUAUGCGGCGUGGUCAAUCGUGCUCUCGACAUACUCUGCGUCGGAUGAAGUGGUCGUAGGAGCAACUUUGGCAGGUCGUUCCUGGCCAAUAUCUGAGAUUGAAUCUGCUGUGGGCCCAUUCGUCAACACACUCCCCCUCCGUGUACAAAUUGACGAGAGAGAGUCUUCUGAGCGAUUCCUUCAAACAGUCUUUACAACAUUGGAAAAAGCGACUGAAUUCUAUGAGACAAUUUUCGCCCUUCAGUAUGACUUUCCUCCUCUGAGCAGCUGGAAGUCUGAUACAAUUGCGAAGCCUUCUUCGUUUUGGACUACCGACUCCUCGGGAGCAAAGCUAAAUGUACUUGUCGAAGACUCUGCUGAAGGUCUGGUUGCCCGACUGGUAUACCACACUGACAGUUUCACCACCUCUGCGGUGGAGGGUAUGGGCCGACAUCUCCAGAAUGUCCUUGAGGCAUUCAUCACGCAAGACCUUUCGGAGCCCGUCUCACGCAUCCGUGAUCAGCUACUUAAGCCUACUGAGAUAGAUGCACUUGUUCGCAGUUUCCCCAGGUUCAACGACCAGUAUGUCGGCGCUGUCAAUCUGAAGGAAGCAUUCGAGUCAAUGGUAGAUCGUGUGCCUGACUUCCCAGCAUUGGAGUCACCGAACGGCGAGGUCUUGACUUAUCGGGAGCUUGAUCGAAGAAGCAAUGCGGUAGCCCUUGAAAUAAUGCGGUUAGAUAGCAAGAGCCCAUUUGUGGCUGUUCAAGCAGACGGCUCUGUCGAAUGGAUUGUGGCUAUUUUUGCUACUAUCAAGACCGGAUACGCUUAUUGUCCAAUAGAUGUCAAGUAUGGCCGGGAUCGUCAAAAAGUCAUGUUGGAUCUGGCAGAAUCCGACAUAAUAAUCUAUUCAACAGCUGAUUCCAUUCCAUCGGAUUCUCUCCAUCCAGGCUUACGAUUCUUGACAGUGGACACUAUAGUCGGUUCAAUUGACGAAAUCAAACCUGUGCGCUUCCAAACGACGAUUUCUGGUGAAAGUAUUGCCGCCUUAAUUUUCACCUCGGGCAGUACUGGAGUUCCCAAAGGUGUUCAAAUUCCCCACGUUAAUCUCUUGUCAUCUCUCGGUCAUGAAGCCGGCCGGAACCAUUCGCAUCCUGGUCAGCGAAAUGCGCAGCUGUUAUCAUAUGGUUUCGACGGUUGUCUUCAUGAGAUAUUGGCAGCACUGCUUUACGGUGCUACAUUGGUACUCAAGGAUGAAAACUCUCCAAUGUCUCAUCUCCGCCAUGUUGAUGCUGCCGAUAUUACACCGUCUAUGCUUGCAACUCUUGACCCUAAACUUCAUCCCAAACUCAAAAUCCUUUCUGUGGUAGGUGAGGUGUUUCCUCAAGAUUUGGUUGAUCAAUGGGGCAUUGACGACCGCAUUCUCUUGAAUGUCUAUGGUCCAGUGGAGACAACCAUUGCUGUCACUUGGGGGUAUCAGAAGUCCGGACAACCAGUCACGAACGGACCACCUGCACCACGCACUGCCAUAUACAUUGUCGAUAAGGCCAGUCGCCCCGUUCCGGUCGGAUGUACAGGAGAGAUCUUCAUUUCUGGAAUCCAGGUAACGCCGGGCUACCACAAAUUGCCCGAUCGCACUCGGCAGUCUUUUGUCCCAGACCCCUUCCUCCCAGGACAAACUGUGUAUCGCACGGGGGAUAUAGGACGAUGGACCCCAGAUAUGAGCCUGCAGGUGAUCGGUCGCAUGGACUACCAAGUCAAAGUACGCGGUUUACGUGUUGACCUACAAGAGGUAGAACACAUGAUCACGAAAGCCUUCAAUGGGAUUCAGUCCAUUGCAGUGGUUUUUAGCCGCGAGCUGGCCAUGAUGACAGCAUUCGUGACUCCUGGAGAUAUUGACGUGCAAAAGCUGCAGCAUAAAAUCCGCAGCAGUCUGCCAUACCAUUGUCAGCCGACCCGAGUGGUUGCCUUGGAAAACUUCCCUUUGAAUGUCAAUGGGAAGAUUGACAGACUAGCAUUGCUCGCCAUACCCAUCGAGUCGACAGCAGUCACAGUGCUUCCUGAAACAGAAAUGGAAUGUCUAGUCGCACGGAUUUGGGAGGAGAAGCUCCCGCAGCAUCAAGUCGGAGCUCUAGACAAUUUUUUUGAUCUCGGUGGUCAUUCCCUGCUGCAGAUAGGGGUCGCACAGCGACUAACCGAAGAGCUGGCUCAUCGCGUUCCUUUGCGCAUGGUCAUUGAAAACAUCGUCCUGCGUGACCUAGCAGCUGCUCUAGAGACCAAAGUUAGCCAAGCUAUUUCCGAUGAAUUUUCUCCUUUCUGUCAAACGCGAGAGGCCCCUCUAUUUAUCACAUCCGGACUGGAGGAGGAGGUGUAUAACGCGUGGGAGCAAAACAAGAGAUCUACUGCAUGGAACGUGGCACUUGCGAUGCGAUUCACUGGGCCGCUAGAUCGCGAUCACCUCUGGGACAGUUUCUCUCAAGUCAUCAAUUACUACCCGGUCUUGCUAUCCGAGUUCGCUCCCGUUGACGGUAUCCUCCGCCGAUCUAUUCGAGCAGAUUUCGGUGGACCACUUCAGCUUCCAGCUAAGGUAUCCAUUGACAAGACUAUAUCUGAUGAAAUUAAUCUUGGAUUCGACUUGAACAAUGGUCAACCUAUCCGUGUUCGCUGGAUUGAGGAAUCGCCCGUUUCAAUCGUGGUGGUUAUUACAAUGUCGCAUGCGGUGUCGGACGGGACGACAAGAAGCCUUUUACUUGAUGCCAUCAGUGCGGCAUACAAUGGGACUGAGGAGUACAGAGGUCUUCCAGUUGACCAGGGCUACAUGGAUUGGGCGAGUUGGUCUUCACAGCAGAAGCCUGAUCUCGAGGCUGUUCAUUUCUGGCAGAAAACCCUGGCUGGAUAUACCCAGUCUCGCCUCGCUCCUUUCAUAAACAAACCGCAGACCUAUGACGGACACUGCCGGAUGUUGACAAUCCCACAGGAAGGGCGCCAAGCCGUCACUCGACUGGAAGCUGAAGCGGCUGCAACAAAGCACCAUGUUGUACUAGCCAUAGUUUCACUUCUAUUGCAGUCAUGGGGUGAAAGUGACUCUUUCGUCAUUGGCGCCCCAUAUGCAAAUCGCGACAUGGCCGGGACCGACAAGGUCAUCGGUAUGAUGGUCGAUCGGAUUCCAAUCAGGGUCGAACUGCUCAAAGAUGAUACCCAAACGUUGCGAUCUUUGGUUUCGCAGAUGAAAGGGGCAAGCCAGCAAUCCAUUGCACAUUGGAUACCGUUCACACAGAUAAUGAAAGCUGUCGCUGGAAAAGCCAGUAUCACACAUGAAAAUUCACACUUAUUUGAUGUUAUGGUGACCUUCCAUACUGCAUUUGAGACAACUCAACGAAUGCAAAACUUCGGGAACGCAGAAAUGACACUGUUGAGAACUCAUCCGGAUGGUGCUAAAUAUCCCCUCUUGUUCGAGUUUACAGAAUGGGAAGAUCGAUUAGAGCUUGAUCUGGAAUACGAUACAGGGGUUCUUAGUGAACAACAGGUCGACAAGAUUCAGUCCUUGCUCAUGUAUAUAUUAUCCACCUUGGCUACGCAGCCUGACACAUCUGUUGGUCAAAUCAGUGAGGGACUGAAGAUUGUGGGGAUGUAA
Molecule: messenger RNA, 5943 nt
Organism: Penicillium manginii
Lineage: Eukaryota; Fungi; Ascomycota; Eurotiomycetes; Eurotiales; Aspergillaceae
Gene: nrps5
Product: nonribosomal peptide synthetase hasD
Exons: 8
Coding region: 1-5943 (1980 amino acids)
Biological process (GO): secondary metabolite biosynthetic process; amino acid activation for nonribosomal peptide biosynthetic process
Cellular component (GO): cytoplasm
Molecular function (GO): catalytic activity; phosphopantetheine binding
Source: RefSeq, a predicted model, not a curated record